AUGCCACCUAGAAAGAAGAACACGGCAAAGAAGUCCUGUGGCGGUUCUGCCAAGAAACUUUUGGCACCUGUCGGCUCUCCUCCGGUGCCCGCUGCGUCACACGCCGAAUCGUCCACGUCAUCCUUGGAGCCGGAAGACACUAGGACAACUGAAGAUCACAGUAUAGUGACGUUAUACUUUUUGAAUGCAACUGCGUGCCCCCGCGUCAUGUGCAGCAAAUGCAUUGAGGUGCCCAAGGCCCAUAUCGAUGACGUCCGACAUACUGGACGUAAUAUUUUUAUGUCUUUCUUGUCACUCGUUGCGGACGAUCAAGGAGCCCACGCCAUAUUUUUUUUGCCAGAGCAAGGAGGAACGCCUGUACUCCCAGGCUUCCUGCAGCUCAAGGGCAAGUACGAGCUGGCGUCUAGCUCCAUCUUGGCAGCCACACCCCUUGCCGUCGUCCAUUUUAUCCUUGGUGGCAAGGACAGAAUCCCGACACCUGUUCCACUCCUCUCCCAUUACCUCGACAAGUUCUACCCCAGCGGCGGGUUUCUGUACAUCGAGAUCUUGUUCGACGUUGCUUCAUAUCAGCAGAUCGACAACUACACCCACGACCAGGUUCGAACGGUUUCUGAGCUCACCAGUCACCUUGGUUCCACCGGUCGCGUCUUUGCGUUUCUCUCCAACCAUUCGGAAGAAGACAGUGGGUGGCUCUUUGCAGGGAAGGAGGGUCAAGGUGAGGGAGAGUAUGUUGCGAUGGAAGUUCAGCAUGUUCUCUCUACAGUGUUAAAGCCCUAUGCUAGGAUCCUCAAGUCCUCCCACAUCGUCUUCCUGGUCUGCGGCUCUGUGGUGGCGCACGAGACACCCUACACUCAGCUCAAGGAGGCCGUUCUUCAAUUCGACUUCGUGGGCGCAAUCAUCUUUCCCGCACCUCGCUUUCAACCUCUUGUCGCCACGAAUUUUUUGGUCGCCAUGAUGGAACUUGUCGCGAUUGAGCAACUCAGCAUCCGCAGCGUGUUUCCCACUCUCCUUAGUUGCUGCAAACUGGAACUGACUACAUUUGCGCGCGCUCACACUCAGACUUCACCUUGGGGCCUGGAUAUUCCUGCACAGUGCCCCCAAUGCGGCUCUACCAAGAGCUGGGCCGAGAGGGUCGCUGUGACGGUUGCUGAUAAGAGUCGCGACGAGGACGCCCCAGACCGUGUCUCUGUUUGCCGGUACAUCUACACAUGCAAGUACACCAACUGUGGUAGCAUGCAAAAGUUGCCUCCCUACAAGUUGUCCGUCACCAAGCCUCCUGGGUCAAUUGUCAACAGCGCAAAGACCAAGAACUGCGCUUGGUUCCAGUCGCCUUCUACUCAUUUUGUACUUCAGUCUUCAGCUGUGUCUACCCAAGGCAAGCGCAUGAAUGAGGGGGUGCCUACUGGGACUGCCAAGAAGGCGCGCAGGUUACGCGACGCAUACCCACCCUUGCCGAAAGCUCCUGACUUAUACAACGUGUCAUCAAUGGCUGAAUGGUAUGCUUCUUGGGAGGGAGUACUGACUCUCCACAAAGAUCAGUUUGUAAAUGGAAAGAAUUCCCGUCACAAUUUGCUGAGACAGAUCCGCAAUGAAAUUGUCGCAAUUCAUCACACAAGAGAGGAUCCCGAGGAUUUACCAAAGGGAUUGAAAAAGGCUAUCCAGAGGUACUACCUCCAGUUCUUAACGGACGCUGAUGAUCGGCGUGAUGAGCAACAGAUCUUGGGAGAUGACUCAGAGCUGGAGGAAGAACUUGGCAUGUCCCCUGAGGACAGAGAGUUGGCGGCUCGUCCUAAGGACGCAGGGUUCUACAAGAAGGAGCUUAACGCUUGGGACGUCGCACAGAAACUCUUUAAGCAGGAGAUGGACGACUACGAUAAGGAGCAGCAACAGAAGAAAGGCGUACAACAUUCUAUUAAGUAUAGGACUGGACAUGCGAGGGAAUGGUUCAACAGCAUGACCUCUGCACAUCGGAAGGAGGUUGAGGAGGCGAGGGACAAGUGGAAUAGGGAUGGCGCCCCAGCAGAAUCACAGGCGAUGUAUCGAAAGAAAAACCUCAAAAAAGUUCUCGAUGAUUUUACAGAACAGAUUCGUCGUACUAUGGGUUGCCGACUCGUGAUGUUGGUCAGUCACAAGAAAAAUGCCGAUCAGACUUUAAGUGUCAAGAUUCAUGAGUCUCAGCCUGUCAAUCAGAAGAAAUCGUUUAGCCAGAGUUCUCGAGGAAGCAAAGAAUGGAUGUCUGAAGGUUUUGAAAAAUAUGCCGAGUGGUCAAAAGCUGAAUUCUACCCCACCAAUGAUGAUGAUGACUCCUCCGAUGAAGAAACGAAUGAUGGAAAGGAUGCAAUGCCUGAAGUCAUCCUGGAUAACCACGGUUACGCAAAGCUCCCUUCUCAAGUUUUCACUGGUAGCAUGAAGCCAGUACCUUGGCUCUCAAUCACCGACUCCAUCCCCAAUGGUUUUACCGUGCAAGACCCAUCUCAUUUGAGAGUGAAGGAAAUCAACAAACUUUGGGGCCAUUGGGAAGCCCGGAAGGCUUCGAAGCAGAGACUCGUUAUUUUCGUCGGAGCUGCAAGUGCCCACAUGAACAAGUCCCUGCUCGAAAAUGCUGUUUAUGUAGGCGAGAAGAAAUCAAAAAAGAAGUACGUAGAAGUCAACGAUGAAGAAGGAGCCUCAGCUGCCCCUACACCUGUGAAACGUACAAGAUGGCUGGCCAAGGACAGCUCCGAGGACAGCUCUGAUGAUAAUCUAGCUCCAUCAGCAGGCCUCAUCGCUCGACCGUCAGUUGCUCAAGAAGGCAUAUGCACACCAGCUACUGUACCAAUGAAAGAUCGAAUGUCAUUCUUACGAUCCCUCAGCAGCAACAGAGAGUAUCUGCUUUUCAUUUCAAGUAUUGGUGGCUUGAAAAAGGAACAAAGCUCUGAGGCAACCGAAUGGCCUGCAUGGGCAACAUGGUCUUGGGAGGGAUCGCACCUUCCAAACAGUGUACACUCAGAGGUUAUCUCGUCUACGAAGAUAUCUGGCUUGGCGUCAGCCAUGAAGGUCGGCCUAGGUCUCGGGAUGCUGCUAAGAGAAUGUAAGCAAGUCAUCGAGUAUGAGGCGGACGACGCUACCCCCAACACCCCCUCUUACUUUGGCACCUCUAUUUUGGGUAUCAAGACCCUCGACCUCGUUAUAGAGGCAAUAAACACAGCCAGAGGUGGGGUCACCCGCAUGGUCAAGGCGAAGGAGGGACAACAUGCUGCCAUUACUGAGGCUGGUGGAGAAGAACAUGGUACCGAUACUGCCGCUCAGACUAUUUCGACCAGGGAAGAGGAAGUGGAUGACGAGAAACAAAGGGAGGAAGAUGAGAUGAGAAGGAAGGUUGAAGAGGAACUUCGCGAGACAGAGGAACAGAAGAAGAAAAUGGCGAUGCUGCAGGAGGACAUGAGAAAGCUGGAGGAGAGAAAGCGAAAGCUGGAGGAGGAGAACCAGAAGCUGUUGAAACUGGUGGAAGUGGCGAACAAAAAGGACAGUGAGGGUAAGGAGCCGGAGAAGGCUGAGGAGGAGGAGGAGGAGGAGGAGGAGGAGGAGGAGGAGGAGGAGGAGGAGGAGGAGGAGGAGGAGGAGGAGGAGGAGGAGGAGGAGGAGGAGGAGGAGGAGGAGGAGGAGGAGGAGGAGGAGGAGGAGGAGGAGGAGGAGGAGGAGGAGGAGGAGGAGGAGGAGGAGGAGGAGGAGGAGGAGGUAGUGCAGAAAGGGAAGAAAAGAGGAAAGUCUGGGGGAUCUGGAAGACCAUCCAAAAAGCCUACCACUGACAAUAUUUGUCGAUCCAGCAGAGCCAGACAGCCGUCCAAAAAGGCCAUGCGCAAGUGA
Messenger RNA from Suillus discolor, 3846 nucleotides. RefSeq lists its product as uncharacterized. The record is from RefSeq and is a predicted model, not a curated record. The transcript is spliced from 14 exons. Lineage: Eukaryota; Fungi; Basidiomycota; Agaricomycetes; Boletales; Suillaceae. The coding region runs from base 1 to 3846 and encodes 1281 amino acids.